Molecule: messenger RNA, 1741 nt
Organism: Astyanax mexicanus (Mexican tetra)
Lineage: Eukaryota; Metazoa; Chordata; Actinopteri; Characiformes; Acestrorhamphidae
Product: prenylcysteine oxidase-like
Exons: 6
Coding region: 159-1697 (512 amino acids)
Biological process (GO): prenylcysteine catabolic process; prenylated protein catabolic process
Molecular function (GO): prenylcysteine oxidase activity
Source: RefSeq, a predicted model, not a curated record
CCGGUGGCGGGUCAGGUGGUGCUGUUGCCGGAUGGUGGGCUGGUGGCGGGAGGCGCGUGCGCAGCGUUAGUGUUUGAUUCAGCAGAAAUUAGAACCAGAGCCGCCCCGGUUCCGAUGUUUCGGUUCUGGGUCAGGAAGAGGACCGGAGCCGCUGAGUGAUGGAGCCCCGCUCCCCCCGCGCCGCGGUUCCGCCGCUGUGGAUCCGGUUCGGGUUCGGCCUGCUGGCCGCGGUGCUGCUGGACGGAACCCGCGCAGAUUCGGGGUUCGGCCCGCUGGACGGAGCGCCGCCCUCCCGGAUCGCUAUAGUUGGCGCUGGAAUCGGGGGAACGGCGACGGCGCAUUUCCUGCGGCAGCACUUUGGGCCGGAGGUUCGUAUCGAUGUGUUUGAGAGGCGAGCGGUGGGAGGCCAGCUGGCGACGGUUACAGUCAACCAUCAGGACUACGAGUCCGGAGGAUCCAUCAUUCACUCCCUCAACCUCCACAUGCAGGACUUCGUCAAGCAGCUCGGUCUGAAAUAUCGUAAGAGUGUGGCGGCGAAGACGGCGGUGUUUAACGGGAAGGAGUUCAUCCUGGAGGAGACGGACUGGUACCUGCUGGAUCUCUUCCGGCUGUGGUGGCGUUACGGCAUCAGCUUCAUCCGUCUGCAGAUGUGGGUGGAGGAGAUCAUGGAGAAGUUCAUGAGGAUCUAUAAGUACCAGGCUCACGGUUACGCCUUCAGUUCGGUGGAGGAGUUGCUGCAGUCUCUGGGCGGUUCUGGGUUUCUGAAUAUGACCCGGCGCUCUCUCUCCGAGUCUCUGCUGGAACUGGGCGUGUCUCAGCGCUUCAUCGACGAGGUCAUCGUUCCGAUCAUGCGGGUCAACUACGGCCAGAACAUCAGUAUCCCAGCGUUCGUCGGAGCGGUGUCUCUGGCCGGAGCUCAGUCGAACCUGUGGGCGGUGGAAGGAGGAAAUAAGCUGGUUUGUUCGGGACUCCUGAAACUCGCCAAGGCCAACCUGAUCCGAGCACAGGUCAACACCAUCUCCCUGCAGACAACAGGUGAAUCUCAGCAGUAUGAGCUGAGCUACAGCACUCAGACGGAGAACGUUUCGGAGACGUACGACAUCGUGGUGAUCGCUACGCCUCUCCAGCAGAGCGUCGACGCCGGGAUCUCCUUCAGAGGCUUCGAGCCUCGGCUCCCGGAGAUGCCGGGUUUCUACCACCAGACCGUGGCCUCCAUCGUCCACGGAUACCUGAACUGCAGCUACUUCGGCUUCUCCGACCCCAAGCUGUUCCCGUUCACCAGCGUUCUGACCACCGACGCGCCCGAGCUCUUCUUCAACAGCGUCGCCAGCGCCUGCCCCGUCAACAUCACCGCCGGCUUCCGCCGCAAGCAGCCGCAGGAGGCCGGCGUCUACAAGGUCUUCUCCCCGAAGCCCCUGGAGAAGAACCAGCUGAAGACCCUGUUCAAGUCCUACUACUCGGUGCAGGAGACGGACUGGCAGGCGUACCCGCACUACAGCAGCACCCAGGACCUGCCCGCCGUCGUCCUGCACCACAGCCUGUACUACCUCAACGGCAUCGAGUGGGCCGGCAGCGCCAUGGAGAUGAGCUCCGUCGCCGCCAAGAACAUCGCGCUGCUCGCCUACCACCGCUGGACCAGGCAGCUGGAGAUGAUCGACCAGAAGGACCUCAUGAUCAAGAUCAAGACUGAACUGUGACCGCCCCCCCGUCACCGCCCCCCCGUCACCGCCCCCCCGUCACC